This is a messenger RNA of Brassica napus (rape), 1567 nucleotides long. Its product is annotated as trihelix transcription factor ASIL2. NCBI's taxonomy places the organism in Eukaryota, Viridiplantae, Streptophyta, Magnoliopsida, Brassicales, Brassicaceae. The coding region runs from base 227 to 1171 and encodes 314 amino acids. Gene Ontology annotation, molecular function: transcription cis-regulatory region binding. The record is from RefSeq and is a predicted model, not a curated record. Gene Ontology annotation, cellular component: nucleus. The transcript has 3 exons.
CAACAUUCACAAUUUUUCUUAAAAAAAUAUUAAUUAAGAAAAUACAAAUUAGCAAUAGAGUAUAUAUAAACUAGCUGUGGCUGGCUCGUUUAGUACAUGCACACAAUAGCAAAAACAUAAACUGGUUUGUUUUUUUAAAAAAAUCCUCCGUUCCUCUUUAACUGCGUUACCGUCACCGUCCACCUCCGUUUACUCUCAUCCUCACUAACUCGCCGUCGUUAACGGUAUGAAGGACGCCGUCAACGAUUCGUUUUCGCCGGGAUCCUCUCGUCCUUCGCCGUCGAUGCUUUCCCGAGAAGAUUACUGGAGCGAGGAGGCGACCUUCACGCUAAUCCAAGCCUGGGGGCGCCGCUACGUCGACCUCAGCCGAGGCGGCCUCCGUCAGAAGCACUGGCAAGAGGUGGCUAACGCCGUCAACGACCGUCACUUCAACACCGGCCGCAACGUCUCCGCCGCGAAAUCGCAGCCGUACCGCACCGACGUGCAGUGUAAGAACCGGAUCGACACGCUGAAGAAGAAGUACAAAGUCGAGAAGGCUAGGGUUUCUUCGGAAUCGUACGUCAGCGCGUGGCCUUUCUUCUCCGAUCUCGACGAGCUUCUCCGGGAAACGUUCCCGGCGACGUCUAGCGCUGCUCCUGAUAAUAGCCAGAGACCGUCGCCGUCGCUGCCGAUUGUUCCAGUUCCCGUCGCUCCACGAUCGGCGAUCUCCAGGCGUCCGGCGAUUAUGUCUCUCGGCGGGGAUAAUUUGCUCGGAUUUCGCGGGAAUCUCAACGCGUUCGCGGCGGCUGCUGCAGCCGCCGCGUCUCCGGCGUAUGAAGAUGAUUCUGACGGGUCAAGGUCCAGAUCGAGCGGAGGUAAUAACAGGAAGCGGGAGAGGGAGAGGGAGGUUGAGAUUGAGGAGAAGAAGGGGUACAAGGAGGUUGCGGAGGCGAUAGAGAGGUUUGGGAAGAUAUACGAGAAGGUGGAGGAGAGGAAGAGGAAGGAGAUGGUGGAGCUGGAGAAGCAGAGGAUGCGAUUCGCUAAGGAGUUGGAGUGUCAUAGGAUGCAGCUCUUCACCGAGAUGCAAGUUCGUCUUCACAAGCUCAGGCGUUCCUCUGGUUCCAACGGUCCGACUUCUUCCGCCAACGCCGCUCUUGAGUAUGGGAUGAUGGAUUUCCCUAGUUACUUCUAAAGGAAGGCAUCAUGAGAGUUUGUGAGUGUAGCCAUAGAUGAAGAAGGAACAAGUCCGCCCAGCCCACCAUGCCUACUUGCAGCACUAAGACUUACAAAGCACUUCCAGUUUAUUGACUUUGUCUGAAGCAUUAUCCUCGGAUUAAUAUAAUCAGAGCUUAUUUCAAAUAGGAAUAUAGGAUAAUACAGUAAGAACCAAAAAAAAAAAUGAAACUUUCCAUUGGAAAAAUGGCUCUGUGAAUCAAUUUACACGUUCGUGAAUGCUAAAAAUUUUGGAGAGAAAAUGAGAAGAAACAAAAUGAAAAUGCUUAACGUUGUCCUCUAGUAACUUGUGACUAGAACACACCACUUCCUUCACUUUCUCUCCAUCUUUAUAUAUUUUAAAGGUUGGCACUUU